This is a messenger RNA of Schizosaccharomyces cryophilus OY26, 1448 nucleotides long. RefSeq lists its product as uncharacterized. Bases 763 to 1101 code for a protein of 112 amino acids. The record is from RefSeq and is a predicted model, not a curated record. The transcript has a single exon. Lineage: Eukaryota; Fungi; Ascomycota; Schizosaccharomycetes; Schizosaccharomycetales; Schizosaccharomycetaceae.
CCUGUCUCUAAAGUCCUUAAACUUUAAAGCUGGAUGAUGCUACAAGCUAAACCAAUGGCUUCUAAUUGCUAAGUCCUGUUAAGUUAAGUAUCCAAGUUGCAAGGCAGGAUCAACAUCCACGAGACAGUACAACAGACUUCCAAGGAUGGAAAGAAAACGUAAAGCAGGUCUUAAUCCCACAGGGCCAAGGUCGUCGAACGAUAGGUUUUGCCGAAUGGCUUUCGUACCCACAUGGAGAAACUGUACGAUUUAGGCAAGCAGCAGCUUGGAUGUGCCUCUUCAAUAGAGCUUUGUAUUCUUUUUUCUUUUGCUCACAGGUUUAGCCAUUUUCAUUUCCAAAGGAUCAUUUAGGAUCUACACAUGUUUUUCUCGUCAGACUAGUCUUCUCCUUAAGAAGAGGCACACUUCCUCAGGGCACUUUUGACCAAAUUGACUAAUAAAAAGGCAGCGAAAAAAUUAAUAAAGAAACCUUUUUCUAGGACUGAAACGCUCUACAAGCUCUUGUUUUUCGUCUAUUUUACUCACCAAAAUCCAGGUAACACCAGGUCACUUGUUGCUUCGUGUAGCUACCCAGUCAUUUUCUAUAGUCUGUGGUUGGUCAAAGCAUUGUACUGGAGUACAAAGCUAGAGUACAAUGCUACUUGUUAAAAAACAACAAUGACAAAUACAAAUGAACUCGAGCUGGAGCGCCGUUAAUUACCUGAAUGGAACAGCACAAUAUCGUCGUAUAGUCUUUUUUUUUUAUAUUUUUCCAUUUUAUCAAUGUGUCGAGAAUAUAUACUAUGCCUCUCCUUAGUCCUGCUUUCGUCUUUUCCUUUAGGAUACCUCUAUUAUGGCAUUCAUUAUGAGCAAGGAACAAGAUUUGGUAUACUCUUUUCGCUGUCUAUACUUGAAAGUAUUGAGAUGUUGGCCGUUUCUGCAAUAAUUGCUUUGUUGUUUCUUCGUUACAUAAAACCAAUUAGCAGUUUCAUGGAAGAAUUAAGAAAGUCCGUCGAAAUGAAAAAGACUGCGCCAAGCCUCAAAUCGUGUAUCAUUGCGUAUCUCAUUUACACUUUCCUAAAAGCAAUGCGCAGUGAAGUAACGAAAAUGGUAGGUCAGUGAAAUAAAUUUUCGCUCCGAUAGACUAUGUUGUUUACAUUAAGACAAUUGUCUCUUCUACACAGGAAUGUCAAUUGCCGGAGGAAACAGCUAAUUUUAUAUAAUAUUCCUUUAUUAUAAUACCCAUAAUUAUACUACUACGAUGAUAUAUAAUAACAGUGAAUCAACGUAAACAAAGAUACCAAGAGGGAAUGGUGAAUUCAAAUGAUCGAUACUAUAUACUUGGUUAAUGAAUUAUAUAGGGCCUAACUUACUAGAUGAAGAAAUUAUGUAUAGUUUAACAAUGACGGCUAACGAAUUCUUCAGUUAGAAAAAUUUUUGACGGCCGAACUAAUAAAUUUAUUCCACAA